AUGUCUGCUGUACCCAGUAUAAUCACUUCACAGGUUUCGAAAGACGUUGAAACAUUUACUUAUGAAAAGGAUUUACCCAAGCUACCAGUUCCCGAUUUGGAAGAAACCUUGAAUGAAUUACAUCGUAGUUUAGAACCAUUGUAUUAUGCAGAUGGGUAUUAUAACCAUCCUUUGGAACCUGAACAACUGGAAAAGUUCUCUGGAGCAGUACAAGAGUUUUUACUCAGUGAUGCGGCUGUGAAAUUACAGAAUAAGUUGAAAGAAUUUGAUUCAGUUAAUGAUUGUUAUUUGGACAAUUUACACUUGGAUAUCAAUAAUAACACUUUAAGUGAUGGACAGGACGAUGUUUUACCACGGAACCCGUUUUUGGUGCUAGCGGAGGAUGCUGUGCCGGAGAUUUCGCAGGCUGACCGUUCUGCAGUACUGGUUCAUUCUGCUUUACGGUUCGUUUCUGCACUCAGACACGGUGUUUUGCCUCCGGAUAUUAAUUCAAAGAGUGGCAAUCCGCUCUCGAUGAGACCUUACAUGAAUUUAUUUGGAACUACUCGUUGUCCAGUGUUCUUUCCAGGGGAAAUAGAAAAUUUCGACUUGAACAAGCCAUAUGCGUCUUCAGACCUCGAUGAAGGUUGGAAGUUUACUUCAUCUGAGGCAAAUGAUUCGGAGGAUGAGUCAGAUGAUGAAUUGCCUACCCCUCCCUUGACGGCUGAGAGUGCUGGUUCGGAUCAGGAUAAUGAAGUAUUUGCACGUCAAGGUAUCGGGUUGAAGAGUCAUCCAGACUCCAGACAUAUUCUUGUAAUCUCCAAGGGCCAAUAUUAUACUAUUGAGGUAUUGGACGAGAAUGACGAUAUUCUGUACAAUGAUAGCAUUCUAGCUACAGCAUUUGCUCAUAUUCUUGAAGAUUCGCAGGAGCCGAACACGUUCAAGAAAUCCACCGCUCUAGGAAGUUUGACUUCUCACUCUUUCAGGAAUUGGAAAUACGCCAGGAAGAGAUUGCAGAAAAGGUAUCAGGAUGAGCUGCAAUUGAUUGAUUCUGCGCUUUUUGUGCUUGUGCUUGAUGACUCUUCAUCGCGGGUAUCUGAUGGCCAAAACCCUUCAUCGGACGAUUGCAAGCGGUUAUUUUACGGUACUUCAGUUAUAGAUGAAAGAGGUCAUCAGGUCGGAUCGUGCGUCUCCAGAUGGUACGACAAAUUACAGUUAGUUGUCACAGCGGAUUCGAAAGCUGCAGUUAUUUGGGAUUCUUUUACAUGUGAUGGUUCUGUCGUGUUACGAUUCACUUCAGAGACCUAUACUGAGUCCAUUUUAAGAUUGGCAAGAGACGUUAACGCUGGUGAUCCUCGUUUCUCUCUAUGGCCAUCUAUCAGAGAUUCUGAGAGACCAGCUUCCAAAUCACCCACUUUGGAACUUGAUCCCAGAACGUUUACUAAUAAGAUUGCCUGGGAUUUUAGUAAUAUUUUGAACACUCACGUCCAUCUAUCGGAAACUAAACUGGCCGAUCUCAUUUCAAAGCAUGACCUCUUUCAUGUAUCGAUACCUUUUGGUCGCAGGUCGGCUCAACGGCUUGGAAUUAAUCCUGAUUCGAUGAUACAGGUUGCUUUGCAAGUGGCUCAUUAUGCAUUGUAUGGGAGAAUGGUUUACGGGCUGGAACCAAUUUCCACUCGAGGCUUUAAGAAUUCGAGAUCGUGUUUCAUCAACAUACAGAGUCAGGAAUUACUUGAGUUGUGUCAGCAUUUCAUAUCUAACUCACUUGACGAACAAGGUAAAUUGGAGAAAUUCCGCAAAGCUUGUGAGAGUCAUAGUGAAAAGAUAAAGAGAGCAAAACUUGGUAAUGGUUAUGAAAAACAUUUCAAUGCUUUGAAGUAUCUCUUUAAGUUUCACGAUCAUUUUGGAAUCGAACUGAAUGCUAAGGACAAAAAGAUAACAGAAAAUGUGUUUGAAGAUCCACUAGUAAAACCAUUUUCGGCGCCCGAACUAAUCGUUGCAAACUGUGGUAACGCUGCAACGACAACGUUUGGUAUAACUCCAGCUGUGUCACAAGGAUUUGGGGUUGGUUAUAUAAUCAAGGAUGACCAAAGUGAUUUGACUGUAACUUCACAAUUUAGACAAGGCGACAGAUUGAUAUAUAUGCUGAACUGGGUGCUAACGGAAAUUCGCAACUAUUGGAAGGGUUCUAAUGAAAAGGCUUUUAAUAAAAAUGGUGUCAAGAUUAGUCCAGUGGUUGACAAGUUAUAUGAAAUGGAUAAUGCUUUGAAUAACUUGAAACUAUCAAAGUCUUAUGGUUCCGGGAAGAUAAUUGGAGGGUAUGGUUUUUUCGAUCUCCAGGCACAUUUAGACAGCAGAAGCUCGUCUAGGGUUCACUCACACAGCAACUCUUCCGUACAUUUAUCUGAAUUGGGCAACAGCAGCCAUGGUUCAGGCAACCUGUUGAAGCAUUUGAAUUUCGCUCUUUCUGUCCCUACUGACAAGGAUAAGCAAGAUACUGGUCAUGAAAUUCAACAGAUACAACCUAGUAACAAAAAUGAAUCUGAUGAAGAUUUACUCUUCACGGGGUCGCGACCUGAUACUAAAAAACGUAGCAACGUUAUCAAUUCUAAAUUUGACAUUGAUUUCGAUCGUGGUGGGGUUGGAAGGAAAGUCAAGGCUGCCUUUGAGUGA
Molecule: messenger RNA, 2652 nt
Organism: Torulaspora delbrueckii
Lineage: Eukaryota; Fungi; Ascomycota; Saccharomycetes; Saccharomycetales; Saccharomycetaceae
Gene: YAT2
Product: carnitine O-acetyltransferase YAT2
Exons: 1
Coding region: 1-2652 (883 amino acids)
Biological process (GO): carnitine metabolic process
Cellular component (GO): cytosol
Molecular function (GO): carnitine O-acetyltransferase activity
Source: RefSeq, a predicted model, not a curated record